Molecule: messenger RNA, 585 nt
Organism: Dendronephthya gigantea
Lineage: Eukaryota; Metazoa; Cnidaria; Anthozoa; Malacalcyonacea; Nephtheidae
Exons: 4
Coding region: 118-585 (155 amino acids)
Source: RefSeq, a predicted model, not a curated record
UUAUAUCAAUAAAUUCUUAAACACAUCCGAAAUUACUAAAACAAUAAUUUCGCGACGCGUGGCCGAGCAUUAUGAAACGGAAAGAAACUGGGUCAAAACCAACUCAAAUCUUUCACAAUGGCGGAGAAUUUUGAAAGGGCUGCCAAUGCUCGCAAGAAGAAACUCCCUUCCAUGGAUUGUCUUAUUAGGCAAGGUAAUGAUAUUUUAGAAAAGCGAAAAAAGAGAAGAAAGCCUAUUCAUUAUGAGUAUAGCACGGAUCCAAAAACUGGCCAACGGAGUUGCAAAAAUACUUACAAUCCAAAGUAUUAUAAUCGCGAUGAUACCGCCUCUAGUUCAAGAUCAAAAAACUUAGAGGAACACAGCGAUAAUAUUUUCCAAGAACAAGAACCACCAGAAGUAAGUUUAUUGGAUCGUGAAUCAGAUAUGGAUGUAACGACAAACGCUGUAGAGGAUGUGACAAUGAAUGAUAUCCUUGAAGAAGCAAAAGGAUUAUUAUGUAACUGGAAAUGUGGUGGUCAGCAAAAAAACGAACCUGGCAUGAAAGACAAAAUUCCCUUUAUGAAAGCUGGAGGAAGUCAGAAGUAG